Molecule: messenger RNA, 315 nt
Organism: Cylindrotheca closterium
Lineage: Eukaryota; Bacillariophyta; Bacillariophyceae; Bacillariales; Bacillariaceae
Source: the annotation of a GenBank genome assembly
AUGUCUACUCCAGUUUCAUCACCAGUUGACAUCAAGAGCGAAGUCCUGAAAUCGGAUUCCAUCAUCUCCGAGCAGGCGACUCGAUUGGAAGAAGAGUGCCAACAGCUCUUGUCGGACAUUAAGCGAAUUGGUGAACCCGGCGAGCCCUUUGUCUUGUUUGGAGAUUUGUUUGAUGACGAUAACGUCCAAAACUACUACGAAGCAUUGGUAGGGACUCUGAAAUCUGCCAAGAAGCGUGGAUUGAUUGAUUUCAAGGGACAAAUGUUGCUCAAGGGAGCUCAUGACAACGUCAAGAUAACAAUUCUGAAUGCGUAA